CUUUUAAAAUUAGAUAUAUUGAUUUAACUAGUGUAAUAUAGGUUCAUUUUUUGCACUUUUUAAUUUACAUUUAUAUAGGUAGCAUGUUUUGUAGUUUAUUAUAUCUAUGAGGUAAAAAAAUAUAUGAGAGAAUACUUUAAAAAAUAUGUUGCCUAUUCAUUAACUGCUUUAUUUAUACCCUUUACUGAAUAUCAUUUACCCAUAAAGUAUCAACUUAUGAAAAAAUUGAAAAAUAAAUGAACACAGUUUUCCUAAGCAGUGCUGAAGAAACUAUCAUGGAGGUUUUACUAAUAAGUCUAUUUUAAUUGUUUUCCUAAGAAUUACAUUAUAAUGUAUAUAGUGAUACAGUGUGUUACCUAGGAAUUAAAUUAUGCUGUAUAUAGUGAUACAGUGUGUUGGAGUUCCAACUGUUGCCAGGCAACCUGGGCUCUGCUUUUUGUUUUUUCUGUGCUGGUUCCUUACUUCCUUUAGUGGAGAAAAAAUAUUUGCCUUAAAAAUAAAAAUAAAAAUUCUACUCUUUUGGCAUUGAGAAAGGAAAAUCAGUAAUCUUGUUAGUUUAACCAGUGUUCAGUGAUUAGAAAUAUAACAGUUUUUUCCUUAAAGAGAAAGGAGCCAUCAGAAACAAUUAAUAUACUGUCAUCCACAAGUUUAAAGUGAGAGGCCAUGGAUACAUAUUCACAGCUCAUACCUGGAAAGAUAAGUAUCUCUGAAGGAUCCUUCCUUUCAAGAACAAAGGCUGUUGAGAACAUAGAUUACCCCCACUACUGUGCUCUCUUAAGAAAGCUGAACAUGCCUUUUGUGAAAGGAGUUGAGGACAGACAUGACUAUGGCAGAAUGGAGAAGAAAUGCAACCCUACUUUUCUUAAAUUUCACCCUUAUCCCCCUUCGGUCCUGCCGGACUAUCAUUUACACUAUCCAUAUCCACCGCCAUAUGGACCAGAUUAUCCAUUAUUUCCACUUCGGGAUGACGUACCCUUACAUGACGCCUGUUCAGGGUUUUUGAGUCCUGGUGGCGAUGCUGACCUAAAGCCUGGUGUUGGCAGGACCAUACCGAGCCUAGUAGAUUUCAGUGAUGUGAAACCUCAACAUCGAGUUCCCAGGCCAGACACAGGAUUUCAGACGACAUUAAAAAGGAAAACCAUUUUAUUAGAAGAACUGAAACAGGACAGAAGAUGGAAUUCCAGGGCAGUACCAGACAUUUCCAUCAGAGCAAGACUUGGAGGUUGGACGAGCCCACUGAAAGUUACUCCUUCCCAACCGCAUCAUGGAGAACACUCAAUAAAUCACCCAUAUACGUUUGAUGAGGAAGCAACAUCUACAGAUAAUGGAGAACCACUUUUACAAUCAAACAAGAAAUAUAGUGCAAAAGACUCAUUUUACAAGUCCUCUACACAAAAAGCUUAUGAAAUGGUUCCUUGGGACAAGAUGCUACCACCAAAACUUGAUCCAGAAGAAACAACAGUGGAAAAAGCUGCUGACCCUGUUUCACAUUGUUUUAUACUGAAAAGAUAUGAAGGAUUGCCAGCAAUAACACAGAUGGUUGGUGGACUCUGGGACAGAUUUCAAACAAGAUCUUUCUUGGCACCAGUCAAGCCAGUUAAUUUAUUUCCAUUGUUUAGUCAACCUGUCUUGAUACCAAAUGGUCAGAGGAAGGGAGGUAUCCUUCAAUGCCUCGAAAUGUUUUUCUGCUUUUGUCAAAAUAUCUCCUUGCGUGUGAGUCCAAGUUCCAGAAGCAAAUACAUUCCUCACUACACUGGUUGCGUGCAGUCUACAAAUGCCGAUGACAUUGACAACCCCUGCGGAGACAUCACAUCUCUCGCCCAGCCUCGUAGCUCUGAAAUCCUUUAUACAAACUCAAGUCGCUCUGCAAAUAUUCCAGGAUACACUGGUAAGGUUCAUUUCACAGCCACCCAUCCAGCAAAUUCUGAUCGUCCAUCAACGACCCCCUCACCAGAUUCAGAAGUGCACCAUGUCUUAGGGAAAGGAAUGGCAGUUGACCUCUUCCGUCACCAGGGGCCGCUCUCCCGAAUGGUCACAACGGUGAUGCCCUACAAUCCCUUCAAUAAGAAGGAUAAGGAAACUAUGAGCUACUGAAAGGGGCAAGCCCUGGGUGACCCCCGAGCCUGGGAGAGGCGCUGGGUUUGGUGUGAUGGGGGGGCAACAGAAGCCAAAUAAAGGCACGUUCUCACUGUG
Molecule: messenger RNA, 2193 nt
Organism: Odocoileus virginianus texanus
Lineage: Eukaryota; Metazoa; Chordata; Mammalia; Artiodactyla; Cervidae
Gene: SPMIP7
Product: sperm microtubule inner protein 7
Biological process (GO): spermatogenesis
Source: RefSeq, a predicted model, not a curated record